Diuraphis noxia (Russian wheat aphid) is the source of this 826-nucleotide messenger RNA. RefSeq lists its product as uncharacterized. Lineage: Eukaryota; Metazoa; Arthropoda; Insecta; Hemiptera; Aphididae. The record is from RefSeq and is a predicted model, not a curated record.
CCGCUAUGCAUUUCAACGUGACGUUCGCCGCAUGGCUUUUAGCCAUAUUAUUCAUAAGUCAAACUAUAUGCGACGAUAAAGACGAUAAAGACGAUAAAAAGGCAGACGACAGAUCCAGCAGUGGUGGCGGAAGCGACUCACGUGCUACUAGUGGUAAUAAAAAUCCAAAUCCAAAUAAUGGUAACAUGUCGUCAGCUAUGAAUGGGAUGUCCGGAAUCCAGUUACCUAUGUCCGGCAUACAACUACCGUUCCCGUUUUUUCCGCCAUUCGGAUGUGACACGAUAUGCCAACCGAUACAAUUACAAAUAUUUCAGCAACAACCACAGCGUGAACCAGCGACCACACAACCUCCAACGACCAUGCCGCCACCAAAAACCACCACACCACAGCAUAAGCCGCAACCGACGACCACGCAAACGAUCAUAAUGUAUCCAAAUUGGUGCCAGGGCUGGUGCAAGUUUUUCUAUCAACCGCCACCGCAGCCAGUGUAUUACCAGCCAAACUGUUUACUGUUUUCGUGGAUGGGGAUGUCCAUGGGAAUGGGAUCGGAAAUGGGUUCGGGAAUGGGGUCGGGAAUGGGGUCGGGAAUGGGGUCGGGAAUGGGAUCGGGAAUGGGAUCGGGAAUGCAUACCGCGGGUUCGUGAGUCGUUCGUGGACUAGCCCGCAGUGUUCGACAAACACUGGAUUGGAAACAAUCGUCAUUGCGGUAGUGAUUCCAUCAUGUACCUAAUUGCGUGUAGUAUUUUUGUUUGUUCGUUCAUUAUUUAUACGUAUAUUAUGAUGUAUUGUAAAAACAACAAUAAUAAAAAAGAACAAUUUUAAAUUA